Durio zibethinus is the source of this 2600-nucleotide messenger RNA. RefSeq lists its product as uncharacterized. The record is from RefSeq and is a predicted model, not a curated record. Lineage: Eukaryota; Viridiplantae; Streptophyta; Magnoliopsida; Malvales; Malvaceae.
AAUGACCUGGUACCGGUAGUCUGCCGCUAGAAUAACCUCGAAAACAUAAAAAAUGACUGACUCUUUUUAACCAACCCCCUUUCGUGCCUAAAACUUUAACACGAAAAUAACCGCGAAAAUCCCAAAGUGGUAAAAUCAUUUUGGCGCCGAAAAUAUAUUCGAUACAACACUAAAACCCUCCCAAAUCCCUUAUUCUCCUCUAUUUUUACCCCCUAAAAGUCCCUCCCUUUCUUUAUCUCUCUCUAAUUUUCUUCUCCUACUGGGUGAAGAUAAUCAGAUAUGGAGGCCAUGGAUAUAGACUCGGUAAAAGAUAAGAAGGUUCAACAAAUCCAAUCGGCCCUGGAUAACAUCUAUCGUUAAGUUGCUCCCUAACGACCUUGAUUCUUGUCUCCGGUCAGAUACUGUUUGUCGAAUGGUAACUGCGACUGGGUUUCCCGUUUCUACCCUGAUCAGCUCAGGUGAUCAAUUUGAAGAAUCUAAGCCCGUUAGAACCCAAGUGAAGGAGGAGCCUUUUUUGAAAGUGAAGGAAGAGCCUGAUUUGGGGAUUGAAAGCACUGUUUUGAUGAAAGAAAAUAAGGAGAUUAAACUGAAGAAAGAGCUUGAUUUAGGGAUUGAAAGCAAAGUUUUCAUGAAAGAAAAUAAAGAGAUUAAAGUAAAUGAAGAGCCUGGUUUGGGGUUUGAGAAUGAUGUCCCAGUGAUGGAAGAAAUGGCUUCGGAUAUCAGAGAGGAACCCAAAGCCAAGAAUGAAGAUUCAAAGUCAAGGAUGUCUUUUGUUGAAUUUCUUCAGUUAAUAAAUACUAAGGUUCAAUCUCUUGAUACUCUCAAAACCGGGAUAAAAAAAAGAGAUUGUUGAUUCUGUUUAUGCUGCUCUGGUCAAGGCCUCUGAAAUUGUAGAGAUGAAAUCAAAUAAUCAGAACCUUCCAUUAUUGAAAAAGGAACCUGAUUUUUAGUGUUCUAAAGGGUUGUAAAACCCGCUUGAUGUAAAGAAAUAAGCUUUUGAAGAGAGGAGAGUGAAAGAUGUUCUGGUGGAAGAUGGGGAUUUCACUGAAGAACUUGGUUGGUACUUGGUUGGAAGGACAAUAGUUAAUGCAGUUUCAACUUUCAACAACCAAAGGGAAGAACAAGUUGUUGGAUAAUGAGAUUGUUUACUUCACUUUCCCUUCUCCAGCAGCCAGUUGCAAGCUUUAAUUUAUUGUUCGCUUCUCAACGAAGCACUAAGGGGAGAUUGGUCGGCUUCCAAUGGAUUAGGCAAAAUGGGUAAAUCCCCUUGUAUAUUCUAACAAGGUUAAAGUUCUUGGUGGGUGUACAGCUGCUCCAACAACACUUAGUAGUAUGCAAGCAAUCAUGCUAUUUUUAAGCUUUUAGAUUCACACUUCUAUAGUUACAGAGGGUGAUAAGUCUUCCUGGAUGUUUGAUGCACCCUGGAACAUGGAGUCAAUGCUUAAUCCUCUGUUUAAUCUAUUUAAACACCUAAAAAUAAAACCAUAUCAGAAGGUAUUCUCCCAAUCCUCUGGUUUGGUGAAAGCCAAACUCUAGAUGAGGCUACUUGUUACUGUGGGCCUUGCUAUAACAUUAUUGUGGUUUUUCAUGUACUAUAUAUGCUGUUGUUUUUGGUGCUUCGCAUCAGGCUGACUUCACUUCAGAGGAACUGAAUUAUGGGAAGUUUAUUCUCCAUAUGGAAGUUCAAUGAAUUUGGGGUUGAUGGCUGGCCUGCAGCGAAGGAGUUGAUACCAAAGCUUGAUCUUGCUAAGAAACAUAUAUCUUCUCAACUCCAUAUGAAUUUGCCAGAUAUUGAAGUUAGACAAUUAGUUGCAACUGCCAUUGCCUUAAAGGGACUUGGUGCUAUUCUAUUUGUAUUUGGCCAUGGCUUUGGAGCCUUCCUCCUGUUUGUCUACUUGCUGGUUAGCACUCCUAUUCUCUAUGAUUUUUACAACUAUGGUCCCAAAGAGCCUCGGUACUCUGUUCUGCUCAGUGAUUUCUUGCAGAACUCGAUACCAAAGAGGCAACUAAAGAUGAAGGUCCCAAAGCCAAAAGCUGCUUAGAUAUAUUGAAAAAGGUAGAUGGUGAAGAUUGGAAAGUUCUUCAACGCUUCAUAUAGAAAUGAUGUCAAGUAGUUGCUGUGCAACACCAGAUAAUAAUUUGCAGAUCUAGUCAAAUACUGAUUGUUUCCAAAUUUUAGGAGUUGCUAAGUUUUUAUUGUUCUUUAUUCACUGAAACAUUUGAAAACUCGAUUCGUUUUCCCCUUGUUUAUUUUCUGUGACAAUAUGAUUUUGAGUUCAAAGUUUAGGGUUUUAAUGAAUUCUUCUAUUUGCUAGUUUAGACUCCAAAUGGCUUAUGAUAGAUUUUAUAGUGCUGGAAUCAUGCCUGCCCUUUAUGACAGCAAUACCUUCGGCACUCAUUAAUGUUUCAUGCAGCCAUUCAUGUAUGCAAUAAUGAAGAAAGAAAGAUUAUAAGUUCAGGAGAUAGGGCGCAUUCACAGAGGAUACGAAAAUAUCAGGAUCAUCGGUUUCAGUUUUGAUUAUUCUUUUCCAUUAUUGACCUUAGAUUAUGAUUUUUGCACCUUACCUUUAUUUACGUAUUGUUUCCACUUCCAGUCAUGA